CAUCAUUAUAUGAAGAGUCCUUCUUUGCACAACUAGUAUUUUGUAUUAGUUCAUAAAGUUAAAUUGCCAAAAAUUAAAACAUAGUCAGCAAGAGUAAAUUUUUCAUUUUAGGCGCAUUGAAUACAUGUUUACUCUGACGUAGUUUAAUGACAAGUUGCAGAUUUUCAAAUUAAAAGACAGCCAUAAAAAAGAUUUCUUAUUUUGCUUAAAGUAAAAGCCAUGUUUUCCAUUAUGCAGGCCACUGACAAUUUGUUCCUCAACAGCUUCAGUCAGCUUCAUUGAGAACAAAAGGCAGUUCUGAGUGUAGAAAAUGUUUGGUAAGGAUUUUUAUGGGUCAUGUACAUUGAUCAAACAUCACAUUUUCUUUGAAAACCACCCAUUGUUCUCUCAGUUACUAUUUUUGAUACUUGUUUUCUUAGAUAUUGCUACAUGGUUGUGCUCGUUUCUUUCCAAAUGACCAAUCUGUACGUUUUGUGAUGUCAUUGGAAACACCAAUAGCGAAUAGAAGAUAAAACAAGCUUUAGCAAGUGCUAAAGUUUUAGCUUAGUUAGUGCUAAAGCUUGUUAGUGUUAGUGCUAAAGCUUUAGUUUCAGCACUAACAUUAACUUUACUCAAAUAACACUAAAAGUGAUGAAUUUCCUUCAAAAAUGCUAAGUUAAGGCAAUACAGUACAAUGGUUUUGUUUGGCUUUGAUGCAACAUCACCACAAAAAAAAAAGAAAAAGAAAAGAAAAGCUGGACAUGAAGGACUAUAUUUUUAUGCAAGAAGUUUUGGAGAGAAAGUAAGCAUUCCAUGCAAUGUUAAAGGGGGCAAAGUAACUUAACUAGUAGUUAAAUUUUCCUGUUGUAUGUGUUUUUCACCGUUCAACAGAAACCGUCCACAUCCGUUUCCUCUACACCACAUUUACUCAUGUGAUUGUUGUUACUUGUCUCUGUGCACAGACAGAGAGGGGCUGCAAUGAAGCAUGUUCAUAAUUUAUAUAACUAUUCAACCCGCUGAUAAUACAUCCGUAUAGUAAUAAAUCGAUGAUGACACUGCAGGACUUAAUGUGUCUUCAUCUUCUCACAUUUCUGUCAUUUUCUGACAGAACGAUGAUAUUGUAAAAUCUAGUAAUUAUUAGUCAAAACAUCCUUUUUUGCAGCACCAGCAGAGGGACUGAGAUCAUUAGCCAUUUCAAGGUGUUAAAUUGUGAACACCAAUUUCUUUUAAGUUAUGUUUGAUAUAUUCAAUAUUUUAUAACAACUGAAGUUACAUAGUUGCUUGAUUGUGAUGUAAAAUGGCACUACGUAACUGGAAAGAACAUAAUAGCCCUCAUUUAUUACAGUGUGUGGCCAUGGCUGCACACUGUAAUAAACAGUGAGUUUUAUGGAGUUACAGUACAUAAAUAGUUCAAAUUAUUUGACAAUGUCUUCAUUAAUUUGACAAUCCUUAGAGUGCUUUUGAUGAUGCACAACAAAAUACAGUCAAAUCUGUCAAUGACAUUACACUUCUCAACGUAAGCUUGUUUUAUUUAUUAAAGUCCUCGUUGUGUUUUUCUUGUGCAGCCGACUCCAGCUAGCAAGGGGUCAGAUGAGUUGUCUUUCUGUUCAGGUUUUGUGAGCUAUUUAAAACUACAGACGUAUCUGAAUUUGUACACAAAGUAACAACUUUUGUAAAGUUUUGAACUUGAUGAACUUUGUUUUCUUCUGUUUCAGGUGGGUCUUUAAAAAAGUGGAAAUCCGUGCUGUGACUUGCAACAUGGAAAAAAACUGUGACUAUUCAAAUGUUCUUAACAUCUAAACAGAUGCCAGGUAUUGGCAGGUAUUUUACUUUAAAAAGAUUCUCAAGUAAAAGCACUGUUAAAAGCUUCAGAGCAUGAAUGCAUCUUUUAUAAUGCAUAACUGUUUUUUUUUUUCCUUUAACAGAUUAAAUCAAAUGUCUUAAAAGCUCUGCUGUGUUUCAUAUUGGUGGUUUCUACUAAAACACAAGGGAAAUUAGAUUUAUAGUUAAUAAGAAUGGUUCUUUUCCAGUUGGUAUAAUUUUAUUUCAUUAUCACGUUGGUCUUGAGAAGGUGCUUGAAAUCUGGAUUCCAAAAGCAAGAAAAACAACAAAAUUACAUUCUGUCUCAUGUGAAGCAAGUUGCAUCACAGAAAAUGUAAAAGUUUUAUAACUUGAAGCUUGUUGUUUUGGUUUCAGUGAACAGGAAAAUAACCAUUUACACUUCCACGAUUCCAUGUCUCACAGGUAUAUUUUUUGGUGCACCUAUACAUACUGUGGUUAGAUUUGCAUAGACCCAUAUCACUCAGUUGAAAAAAAAAAGAAAGAUGUUGUGAGCUUUUGGUUAACCAAGAGAUUACCAUAUGGGUGAUUUUGAUCCAACUUCUCAUGAAAGAAUAUAACCAAACCUCAGAAUAUUCUACCAGUGAUAUUUCUUUUCUUUUUUUCUUUUUGUUGCUGAAAGUAAGAUGUUGAAAGCUUGGUCUAUGUGGUUUAUGCAUUUGGUGAUGUAGUUUGAGCAUACAGUGAUGUUCUUGUAUCAAGGAAAAUACAUAUUACAUAUUUGUUUUUCUCAGUAAAUAUACUUCUAAUCAGGCUGGAUCUGAAAUUUCCAUGAGAUGUUGGUAACAACCAAACAAUUCUAUGCAGAAAUUAAAAAUCUAAGCACAUACGUUUCUAUAUAAUGUCCACAGUAUUGUUUUUUGGGUAUAUUCUCAAAUGAAGACUGAAAUGCUAAGCCACAAUAAAUUAGUCCACAAAUUAAGGUAUGCAUAAAAAUAGAAUUACAAAUGAAAUAAGAAUUGAACACACUUGCUGAAUUUGAAUAUUAAGUAAAGUCUUUGUUGUUAAUGGUAGAUUCAGAGUAGAUGUAAUCUUGACAGUCUCCUUCAUAAAAAAUUGUUGUGUUUAACCUUUUAUACAUGUACAUGUCAUGUAUGGAAGCAUGGCAUACAAAUAAAUAAUGAGUUUAUCAGGUCACAAAUCAACAGCAAUACUGUUAGCUGUCCCUUUUUAACUUUGCUUAGCUCUUUUUGUCAAUGCAUCACAACAGAAGAUCAGAGAGCUGUGCUAAACAUAUUUGAACAAAUCAAUUGGUGCUUCUUGUCAGAUGUUGCUUUGCAGUCUGCAGGUAAAGAUGAACUGAUAACAGUGUUCAAGCCGUGGCUGCACCGCUAAGAUGUCAUCUUUUGUAGCAUUAUCCAGACUGAUCCUGAUGUAAAGACUUACAAGAUGCUUUUUGACAGGGUAAAUAAAUAUAAAGAAAAUCUAGCAUUGAACCAUUGCUCAUCAAACAGGAAAAAAGCUUUUAGCUAAGCUUUGUUAGCUACUGGAAGGCAUGAAAGUCAGUACCUGGAAUACCGAGAAGCUAACAAUUAGCACCCUGAAUUUCAAUUGCUUAAGUUAACAAAAAAUGCUCAAAUAAAGUGUAGGUAAACUUUAAUUUUUAGCAGUGGCUGUGAAAAUGCCUCUAAUUAACAAAACAGCAGAGAUUUACUAAAACAUAUUACAAAAGUCUUGCAGAUGGCCUUCAUUCAAGACCUCUCGUGGCCAUCAAGACCGCUUAUGUUCAUCAUGUCAAGAUCAUCAUUAAUAAGAGGUGAGUUAAAACACUAAUAAAAUGUGCCAUUCUUUCACAGCGCAAUAAAAAUUUUGAAUUCAGAGUUUAUUCAUUUAAAAGCAUUACUGGACUGUAACUCAGCAUCAGCUGAUGUCUAUUGUCCAAUUACCGGUACAUGGAUUGGUAUUUAAAAAAAAAAAAUCGUGAUCAGGACACUCUUGACAUUUUAAUAGUGGAAAAGCAGAAGAAAAAAAAGAUGGUCAAGAUAGUUCAGACAGGGUGUAAAGAGAGAAAGUCUGUGGGGAAAAAAUGUUUUGGAUUUGUAAAUAAUCAUCUAAAAGUCUGAAAUAAGCAACAUCAAAACUAAGUAGAACAAAGCAUUAAAAUCUGGACAAGAGGCAAAUCAAUGUGACUAAAUGUGACAAAUCCUCAAGACAAUUAACUUAUUUACAUCAGACUGACAAAAGUUCAAAGAUCACGAAGUACUACACAGUUACAAACUUGUUAACGUAUUCUGAAAGGGGAUGUGGUGUAAAGAUUGCCUCAGAUAUGCAAACAUUAGGCACAAACUUUUGCAUAAAGGCAGCAACUUCACCUUCCAACAACCUAAGGCUUUAUUGGCUGACAUCAUGAAGGGUCUGGGUUAUUUCCUGCUGCUCAACAUUCUGUCAUGUCUCGCACAAACUGUCCUUGGGAAUGAUAUUAUACAUGGGGAAAAAGUCCAAGAUGACUCGAUGCAGUACAUGGUCUCAGUGCAAACCAAUGUAGGUCACGUAUGUGGAGGAUUUCUGAUCAAUGAGGAAUAUGUGGUCACUGCAGCACACUGUGGUGGAAAUGAACUGAAAUACGUUCUUCUGGGAGACCACAACCUCAAGAGUUCAAACAUAAAGAAAGUGGGAGUUAAUUCCACAUGCAAACCCCGUGAUUAUGUGACCCUACAACAUGGCAAAGACAUCAUGCUUCUUCAACUGUCUGAGAAAGUUCUUCUAAACAAUGAUGUGAAAACAAUUCCCCUUCCUUUGUCUAAAAUAACCUUAAGAGAUGAUCAAGAAUGCUCUGUGGCUGGAUGGGGUAAAACUGAGUACAGCGAUUAUAGUAAUGAACUGAGAAUGGUGAACGUGUCAAUCAUAAACCAACAAACCUGCCGAGAGCAGUGGGACAAUAACCUUCCCCACAAUGUGAUCUGUGCUGGUGGAUUUGGUAUAAAUAAAGGAUUUUGUCAGGGUGAUUCUGGUGGUCCUCUGGUGUGCAAUGGGAGAGCUGUUGGUGUUGUGUCAUUCAACAGAGGUUUCAACUGUCACUACCCGGAUAUACCCAACGUCUACACGGAUAUUUCUAAAUAUCUUCAUUGGAUCAACAAAGUUGUGAAUGAAAAGAAAUGUAUAUAAUUUUUUUUUUCCUCACUGUCGCUGUACAUUGAAGCAGAAAUUGUGGCAGUUUUGCAAAUGUGCUGCUCUAAUCUCAAGAUGUUGAAUAAACUCGUGUCCUAGUAUUUGA
Molecule: messenger RNA, 5032 nt
Organism: Xiphophorus hellerii (green swordtail)
Lineage: Eukaryota; Metazoa; Chordata; Actinopteri; Cyprinodontiformes; Poeciliidae
Product: mast cell protease 8-like
Exons: 5
Coding region: 4060-4923 (287 amino acids)
Biological process (GO): proteolysis
Molecular function (GO): serine-type endopeptidase activity
Source: RefSeq, a predicted model, not a curated record